This is a messenger RNA of Hypanus sabinus (Atlantic stingray), 1245 nucleotides long. Its product is annotated as nodal homolog 2-A-like. Gene Ontology annotation, biological process: BMP signaling pathway; SMAD protein signal transduction. Gene Ontology annotation, cellular component: extracellular region. The transcript has 4 exons. Bases 180 to 1133 code for a protein of 317 amino acids. The record is from RefSeq and is a predicted model, not a curated record. Gene Ontology annotation, molecular function: type I activin receptor binding; growth factor activity; cytokine activity. NCBI's taxonomy places the organism in Eukaryota, Metazoa, Chordata, Chondrichthyes, Myliobatiformes, Dasyatidae.
CGUCACUAGGCAACAGCUAUGGAAACGGACGAACAGGCGAGGGCUCUACAAUAACAGGUGUAUAAGAUGACAAGAGGCAUUGAUCGUGUGGAUAGCCAGAGGUUUUCUCCCAGGACUGAAAUAACUAACUCGAGGGGGCAUAGUUUUAAGGUGCUUGGAAGAAGAUACAGAGGGAUGUCAUGGGUUGGAAUCACACUGAAGAUGGCUGGGUUAUCAAUUUUGACUUGACCUCCAUUUCGGCCCAUGAGACUGUGCAGUUUGCCGAGCUUCGGGUCCGCCCACCUCUGUUCUCCGCCUGCCAGAACACCACAGUUGUCAUUAACCACAGCCACAUCUACAACUGCCACGGCAACAGGACUUGCUACGACCACUUGACUCUCGGCUCCUUCACCGCAGGCCCUUCCAGUGCCAGGUUGGGUUGGCAGGUCUUCAACAUCACCGGCCUCCUCAACACCUGGCUGGGCCAUGAGUCCUUUGAGGGAUCCGGGCAAUGGGAUAGUCACCAGCCUCUGACCGGGGACUGCCAGGACAGCGAAGAGCGCCAGCGGUUGCCACUGGCGAAGCGGGCCAGACCAGGAGCCAUGGCAGGCCAGAGGAGGCCUCCCAAGCGGAAUGCUCACCAGAUCAUGAUGGUGGUGUUUCUCAAGAGGAACAACACCAGGCCAGGAGGGCAGACAUCCACGCUGCUGAGUACCGUGCUGCAGUCAGAGCACCGGCUGGGCGCCAGGCACCGGCAAGAGGCUGGCAGCAAGAGGCACAAGAGGAACAGGAAGGAAAGGCUGAACAUGGGCAACAGCACGGUGGAGCUGAGGAAGGACCAGUCCCUGUGUCGGAGGAUGGACAUGGAGGUGAACUUUGAUCAGAUAGGCUGGGGCGAGUGGGUCAUCUACCCCAAAAGCUUUAAUGCCUACCGGUGUGGCGGGGAAUGCCCAUCGCCAGUGGACGAGACAUUCAUGCCCACGAACCAUGCAUACAUGCAGAGUCUACUGAAAUCCUUCCAUCCUGAGCGGGUGCCCUGUACGUCCUGUGUCCCAAUCAAAAUGAGUGCCUUGUCCAUGCUUUACUACAAGGACUGGGAGGUGGUGCUCAGUCACCAUAAGGACAUGAUUGUGGAGGAAUGUGGCUGCCAUUGAAUGAAGCCACACAAAUGUUUGGCUCGUCAGUUUAAAAAAAUGUAAAUAAUGAAAAUACUGUAUAUAGGCUACAAAAUAUAUUUUUGUACAAACAUAAUAAAUGUAAUAUGAA